This is a messenger RNA of Branchiostoma belcheri (Belcher's lancelet), 3358 nucleotides long. RefSeq names its product TATA box-binding protein-associated factor RNA polymerase I subunit C-like. Gene Ontology annotation, molecular function: RNA polymerase I core promoter sequence-specific DNA binding. Gene Ontology annotation, biological process: transcription by RNA polymerase I. Bases 155 to 2794 code for a protein of 879 amino acids. Lineage: Eukaryota; Metazoa; Chordata; Leptocardii; Amphioxiformes; Branchiostomatidae. Gene Ontology annotation, cellular component: fibrillar center. The transcript is spliced from 12 exons. The record is from RefSeq and is a predicted model, not a curated record.
UUCCUGCUGGACUUUUAGGCCGUAGAAUCACUGAGGAUUUCAACGAUCCUAACAUAGGCUGUUAGUAUUUUCUUGAAACUUGUUGACCAUGAGGACUGUGGAGCAAAGGAGAUUGAGAAGUUUGUCAUCACCUUGAUGUCUUCCAAUAAAGCUCAUGGCCAGUGAUGAUGACACACCUGCAGCAGAGUCAACAGAGAUGGACUCCAACCAUGGAGCCUUCCCCAGUUUUACUUUCCCUCAUGAUCCUAAACCAACAGACGACACCCUUGUGCAGAGACAUCACUUGUUUCAGGAGUAUGGCCUGUAUGAGGCAGUAGAUUUGAGAGAUGGAGCUGAUGGACUGGCCACUUUGGCAAGAAAGUGUCAUGGGACUGACCAAGAUCAACACAAGGCCUUCUAUGCACCUGAACCUACCUUACCUCUUCUACCUCCCAAUCAAGCCUGCUCUAUACACGAUGUGGACCAAGCAGAUGUUGUGAAGCAGCUGUACCUCAUGCGUCCCGGGCAGGGGAGACAGCACGUGAGCUGUACUCGGGUCCAGGACCAGAUCAAGUACCUGUACCAGCGCCAUGCAGACAUCAUGUUUCACACAUCCUCACACCUUCUGUGGGAAUACUUUAUAGACAUGCCAGGAAAGAAAUACAGUAGAGUAGUGAACACCCUGCACUCCAGGGGGGAUGUGAUCCCAGUACGGAUGUCGUAUGUGCAGAAGUGUGCGUCAGACUUCUCCUCACUGCUAGAUGAUGUGCUGUGUGACAUUCCCAGGGAACUACUGGAGAAUUACAUCAACGAGGACCUCACAGUAUGGAGGGACAGAUUAAUAGCAGAUUCAGCUGAGACAGGAGGAAGCAUGUGCUACCAGGAGCUCUGCAGUACUUCACAUGACUGCAAGGGUGCGAUAAUGUACCCAAGUUCUGCCUACUUAGAUGUUCUCAAUGUUGGAACACUGUCAGUAAAACAUCGGGCCAAUGAUAGUGUCAUUUCCCAAAACACAGAAGUUGUGGUAGAUCCCUACACUCAGCAGUUUUCUCUGAAUGGCAGAAUUCUUCAGUGUGAGUCAGUAAAAGUCCAGAAUCAAGACAUGUUUGCAGUGAGAAGUAACUAUCACUGCACCACAUUGUCCUUUGACUCCACUGAUGGAGACCAGGGACAAGCAAAGGUGCUUCAAACAGUGCACUUUGACAAGAGUCCAACUUCAGUCGCCCUGAGUCCCUACAUUGCCGGGGAGGUUGUCAUCUCUACAGAAACCGGGGCAGCUUAUUUACUGUGGGCAGAUGGAAGAUUACAGCAGGUUGUACCUGACCAGGACAGCACCCUGAACUUUGUGUCUGACAACCCACAGAGAGCCUGCCACUUUGGUUCCCACCCUCGCCUGUUAGUCUACUCAGACAGCACUGGAGUGGAACUCAAAGAUGUCAGGUCCGGACCACAGAAUGACAGAAGACCCCUCUUUUCCCUUCCCUCAAGAUGGACAAUGAAAGGAGAGAGAGUCAUGUUCAGCAGAACUUGUCCCACAAACAGUUUUCAACACGUCAUCGCCAUGAAACGUUCACUUGUUAUCGUGGAUGAGAGGUUCCCCCAGAAUCCUUUGGUGAAGUGGAGUCACAUGAUGAAGUCUCCACCAGUGUUCAUGGACAUUGUCAGCUGUACAGCCCACAAUUUGAACAGUCAUGUGAUCCUUCUAGCCAAUCAGAGACCACAGGAAACCACCUGUUUUCAGUAUGUAAAUGAGGGAAGCUGCCCACCUGUGUCUGUGAGGCAACCGUUUUCAGUAUCCAAAGUCAGCAGUUGGUUGCCAUGUUUGACAUCAUCACGACAGACUUUCUCAAACGGAUUUCUGGAAAGAAGACUUCAAAAACCUCUUAUUGGUGCUUGUUUUAUGAGACACAACAGCAAAGACUCAGGUUUUUCUGCCUUGCAGAUGACCUCCAUGGGGGACAUGUUCUACCAGAGUUUCAUCCCUGACAACAGGACAGGCAUAACAGCAGGCAGACCGACUGAAGCUGGACCAGUCAGUUUGUCACCAUUGUCUACGGAGAGGUGCUCAUCCUGGGUGGACAGAGUCAUUUCACAGAGCCAAGACCCAGAUGUUUGCUAUCCCAGUUUGACAAGAGUGCAGUACAAAGAUGUGGCCAAAGCCAAGCCUUUGGAAAGGAGUAGUUAUCGCCUGGUUCAAAUGAGGAAUGCUAAACCUCUUGCCAAAGCAUUCACAGCCGGCACAUCAAUCCACCCCAGCUGCACACUCUGUAAGCCCAACAGUGCAUUUGUAGACGUGGACAGCCAGGACGACAGCUGUCCAUCAUGUCAUCAUGACAUCAAGUUCAGCACAGGUCUGUCAGGGGUGCACAAGACCAACAGUGUCCUGACAUGUCAGAGUCUGGGGGACACAGAAGGAACACAACACCUACAGGCAAGCUAUGAAUUGAAUCUGAUUGACCCGACGGAGUCAAGUGAUCAUCUCAGCAUGGUGCUGUUGAAAACAUGGGAUGGAGACUAUGACCAGUACUUUGCAGAGAAGUCUGACAAAGGUGGAGAGGUAUCAGGGACAGCAGAGCAGGUGAGACCAGUGAAGAGAAAGCGACACCCCUCGGGUGACCAGGUGAUCACGUCCACCCCCGCCCGCCCUGAUGCCGCACCCCUGCCCUUCCUGUCACCGAUCUCCCUCCCCACCCCAGGAGGAGUCUCACCAUCCAAGUUCCACACAAACGACACCGACAUGUCUUUCAGCAUCACUCCCAAACCUAGAGCCUCCACAGGGAAAGCAAAGAAGAGGAAGUCCAUUAUGGGGUUCUAGCAACAUGUAUGCUUUAGGUUAUAUGAGGAUCUUAGAUACAUGUGUAGUUAGAUUGACAACAUCUACCUCCUGAACAUGAUCGCAAAAGUAUUCAGUGUAAUACUCGACCUACACAUACAAAUGUGGUGUGUGAUAUCUAGUAAGCAGUAGAUGCAAAUGACAGUUUUUUUAUUACAAUAGUAUCAUACGAAACAAUAUUUUUAGGUAAUAAAUUUGAGAAGGUAUUUUCCACUACCAGGUAUUGUGUAAUGUAAAAUUUCCCUUAGGUGGUUUCAGACACGUAUAAUGUGUAUAUACCUCAGACCAGGGAUUUCCCUUUUAAGGCAGACCUCAGAGCAGAUGCUAGUGUUAUUUUGUAAAAGCCCAAAUUUUAUGGUUGAUUCAUACAGAGAAGUGCUACAUUUAUUUUUCUAUGUAUGAUCAUAAUGUUAUUUUCUACUCAUUUUAAUAGCAGUAGAUAUUCUUGGUACAUGUAUAUACUAGUACAUAUAUUUCACUUUAUCAGAUGCAUAUUUUAGAGUAGGGCAAUUCUUUUCUAGAUUUGAAUAGUUAUCAACAGCAUUU